This is a messenger RNA of Limanda limanda (common dab), 1557 nucleotides long. It is a transcript of the gene ccdc181, whose product is annotated as coiled-coil domain containing 181. The coding region runs from base 1 to 1557 and encodes 518 amino acids. The record is from RefSeq and is a predicted model, not a curated record. Lineage: Eukaryota; Metazoa; Chordata; Actinopteri; Pleuronectiformes; Pleuronectidae. The transcript is spliced from 5 exons. Gene Ontology annotation, molecular function: microtubule binding.
AUGAGUGAGGUGGUUUGUAAGUCCCAGGAGGAGUAUGAGGACGACUUUGAGAAGGAUCUGGACUGGCUGAUCAGUGAGGGGCAGGGUCCUGACAUUGAUGCCCCAGACAUUGAGGACAAAAUUGACAAAGAGCUGGAGGAGGAUGAGAAACGGCAACGAAGGAAACGGAAGGAGAAGAAAGGCAACAAAACCGAGGCGGUGGAAGAGGAUGAAGAUAGGUGGCCCUCACCUAUGGAGCCAUUGGAGUACGACUCUGACAGAGACAGCCCCAAUAAGUCAUCACCUGUAGUACCACCCCCUCCAGGGGCGGAUGAGCAGACAGACGAGGAGAAGAAGUACAUCCUGGAGAAGAUCCAGCAGGCAAACCGAGAGCUGCAGGACCAAGAAGCUCCAGAUAUUACCAGGCGCCGGCGACUGCAUUUCAAAGAGACGCUGGUGGACAUGGUGGUGCCUCCGCUGCAGUUUGAGAAAAAUGGCAAAAGUGGUGAGGUGGAAGGGGGGAAGGAGAACAAGGACAAGAAGGAUUCAGAGGCAGCGACUGUGUCAGGGAAGUUGUCUGAGCUCAAACUUUCCCCCCGGGAGGAGAAUGUAAGGUCUGGAGGACCUGGCAGGGCUGUGGAGAGCAGUGAUGGAGGGCAGGGGAUGAAAGAGGGCAGAGUCCUUGUUGAAAAAGAUGGGAAGUUUGACCUGGUCAGCUUGAAAGAGAUGGAGAGUCAAGGACUUCUCCCUCCCAUCACAAGCAACUACAGCGACUAUUCACGUACUUCCCCACGCCUCCAGGAGCAGACUGUGAGCUCCAGGAAGAGCCACAGCUCCACCUCCUCCUCUCCUCGGUCUCAUUCUGGCUCUUCCCCUUUCAAGAAUGGCUUCGAUCCCCUCCGGGCCCCGAGACCUCCAGUGCAGCCCCGGAGCAGGCCCAGCUCAGCCAACCACAGAGGCAGCCAGAGGAGAGGCAUCAAGCGGCGGGUGCAGUCGGCCACCGGGACCCCCUGCCAGGCCACAUACACCCUGUCCCCCCAGCAGAAAGAGCUGCUGCACAGGAUCCAGGAGAGGAAGGAGACGCUGGCCAGAGAGGCAGAGCAGAGGAAACGUGAGGAAGAGGAGCUGAAGAGGCAGGAGAACGAGCUGGCGUUCAAAGCCUGGUUACUGAGGAAAAGAGAGCAGCUCCAGGAGGAGAGAAGGAUCCUCCGAGCUCAGGAGAUGGAGAGGACCAAUUCUAAGAAGGACUCCUCACAGGGCGACUCGGAGGAGGCGUUCAAGCUGUGGCUGCAGAGGAAGCAGGAGCAGCAGCAGAAAGAGAAGCAGCUGGUGGAGCUGAAGAAGCUGGAGGAGGACGAUAGUUACCUCCUUCACAGCCGAGAGGAGUGUGAGCGUGCCUUUAAACUGUGGGUGAGACGAAAGCGGGCGGAGAAGCGGGUGGAGCAGCAGGCAGCUCGGGAGCAUUCUCGCAGGUUGGUGCUGGAGGGGCGGCGAGCACGACGCAUCCGGGACCUGCAGUGCACCGUCAACGAAUCCAAGUCCUUCAGAUUCACAGAGCAGCUGGUUCACCACUUCUGA